ACACAACAAUAACGACAAGAAGAACAACACCUGAAGGCGCUUUGUAACACCCCAGCUUAGUUAGCUGUGAUGCGGACUCCAAUACCGGACGGUGACAUAAUUCAACUUGACCAAGAACAUCCUCGUCGCCUACAAGUCUAGUUGUUGAAGAUGUCUAACAGGCCUCAUCCUCUGCGUCAGUCAUACACCGCUGACUACACGACUGUCAAUUCCGUUAGUCGACAAUUAUCCACAGCCUCCUCAUCAGCAUCUUCUGGUUAUUCUAGCAACUCUUUGAAUUCGGAUCCUUACGACUUUGGCCCAUCCAGUGUAAACUCAUCGGUAACCUCAAUUGGGUAUGGCCCAACUACUACCACUUACGAGCAUAGGCGUGGUAAGAGUGAGGCCGCUAUUCGCCAGCCAUUGCCACGGGCUAGUACAUAUGAUGACACAAAACAAAAGCCGAAGCCAGAAACCAUGUACAACUUGGCCAGACAAUCAUUGCGCCCACUCCCACAGCCGCCUGCUUCAGCAUCACCAUUACCGCCAAAAAAUAUAACACCACCCCCAAAUCGUGACCGCCACGAGCGCGGGCAAAGUCUUGACAUAAGCAAACUCUCCUUGUCCAGUGGGAAAACUUCGCCUACUCCUCAAAUGAUAUCACCAACCUCAACCGCCCGGCCUACCUCGAUGGUGCUUACGCGAUCCGAUGCUAGACGCCCCAGUUUGCCAGGCACGUCAACACAUUCUUCUCACGCCAUGGCCCACCCCACUCUCGUUGCUCCUGACCUACAACAGUUGGGCCGCUCUUCCACCAAUCAGCUACGUACCUUAUCUAAGCUAGCACAGGAUAGUUCCGCCAAUGAAUUUGCCCUCACAUCCCAAGCCCAAGAGGUGGUCGGCCUACGUGGACGCCGAAGACUACAGCGAGCGGGCAAUGCGAAUGGCUCUAGAAAUGGGCGCGGCGACCGUUACGGCUUCGAAGGACGCAAUUGGAUGGACAAGCAGAGACAAUUUCUCCAAGCGUAUGAGUACCUGUGUCAUAUUGGUGAAGCAAAGGAGUGGAUUGAAGAUGUUAUCCAUCGCCAAAUUCCGGCCAUUGUCGAACUGGAAGAAGCGCUGAGAGAUGGUGUCACCCUAGCUGAGGUAGUAGAGGCUCUGAACCCGACCCGACGAUUCCGUAUCUUCCGCCACCAGCGACUUCAAGCAAGACACUGGGACAACGUCGCCACUUUCUUCCGAUACCUAGACGAAGUCGAGCUGCCUGAUCUAUUUCGAUUCGAGCUUAUUGAUCUCUACGAAAAGAAGAACAUCCCGAAAGUCAUCUACUGUAUACACGCCCUAAGUUGGCUCCUGUUUCGGAAGGGCAUUGUGGAUUUCAGGAUAGGCAACCUGGUGGGCCAACUUGAGUUCGAGCAUCAUGAGUUGGAGGCUAUGCAAAAGGGCCUGGACAAGCUCGGUAUUAAUAUGCCCAGCUUCGGAAACAUGGGUGCCGACUUUGGCGUGGAGCCUACGCCCGAACCGGAGGAGACCGAAGAAGAGCGUGUCGACCGCGAGUUGGCCGAGAACGAAGGUGCUAUCGUAGAGUUUCAAGGACAAGUGCGAGGUGCAUUACUUCGUCUUCGACUUGGUGAUAUUAUGCAGCAGCUAUGGGACUCGGAAGACUGGCUCAUAGAUCUUCAGUCGCGCAUCCGUGGAGACUGGACCCGUCAAGUCAUGGGCUACAGACUUGAAAUGCGGAAGUUCGCUGUCAACCUCCAGAGUGCCGUUCGUGGCUUCUUAGUUCGAAAUAGGAUGGCCGAUAGAGACCAGUUCUGGAAGAGCAAGGAGAAGGAUAUCACGAAGCUUCAAAGUCUAGUACGAGCCAUGAAAGUUCGUGACGAAGUGCGGGACACUCGAUCGCAAUUGUCACGCGCAGACGGUCCAAUUCGGAAUAUUCAGGCUGUAUUCCAAGGCUAUCUGGCGCGCAAGAAAAUGUCUGCUCAGCACCAGGAGACGAGCCAGAUGGCCGGUCCUGUUUUGAAGCUUCAGUCUGCGAUACGAGGGUUUUUAGCAAGAGAUAGAGUCAGCCGAGAUCUUUAUUUCCUUGAGGAAGAAACCGAGGCGAUCACUAGUAUACAGGCUGCUGCCAGAGCGAUGCUGGCUAGGGGCCAAAUCUAUGAGCAGCGUGAAGCACUCGCGAGCUUCGGCCCCAAAUGGGAAUCGAUUCAGGCAAUCUGCCGUGGCAAUAUGCUUCGACAGGAUAUCCGGGCAACGAAAACCGAACUUGCACAACACACUCCUGAAAUUGGCACGCUUCAAGCCCAUAUUCGUGCCGCAGCGGUACGCCGGGAUGUUACAGAAAAGUUGGAUGCCUUGAGUGAAAAUGAACUCUCAAUACUUGAACUUCAAUCGCUGGCCCGUGGCAUGCUCGAGCGACAACGGGUCACUGUUGAGCUCGACUCACUCGAAAGCAAUACACCGGAAAUCAUAGACCUCCAAGCUAGGAUCCGUGGUUCUCAGUUUAGGAUGCAACAUAGUUUGCUUCUUGAUGAGUUACAGUCGCACGAAGAGGAGAUCACUCAACUGCAAGCCCUCGCCCGCGCCAUGCUUCUCCGUAAUGACCUGGGUCUACUAUUAGGCGAACUAGACGAGUACGAAGAGGUCGUGGCUGAUCUACAAGCUUUUGCGAAAGGCUUCAUUGUUCGACAACAAUUCGCAGCCAAGAAGAAGCAUUUCGAAGAGAACAUGCAAAAAGUGGUCAAGAUUCAGAGCUUUGUUCGUGGAAAGCUCCAAGGCGAAGCAUACAAGAGCCUCACAACCGGGAAGAACCCUCCGGUAGGGGCUGUGAAGAAUUUCGUACAUUUACUCAACGACAGCGACUUUGACUUCAACGAAGAGAUCGAAUUCGAGAGAUUACGGAAGACUGUGGUCCAGCAAGUCCGACAAAAUGAAAUGCUUGAGCAGUACAUCGACCAACUAGACAUCAAGAUUGCCCUGCUAGUGAAGAACAAGAUCACACUCGACGAAGUUGUCCGACAUCAGAACACCUUCGGUGGACACACCAGUAACCUCCUCGCCAAUGCCUCUAUUUCUUCCACCAACCAGUUUGACUUGAAGGCCUUGAACAAGAGCUCAAGGAAGAAACUAGAGUCAUACCAGCAACUAUUCUUCAAUCUCCAAACUCAGCCACAAUAUCUAGCGCGACUUUUCAGACGAAUCCGUGAACUAGGCACCGCCGAGAAGGAAUGCAAGCGCAUCGAACUUCUCACGAUGGGCCUGUUUGGAUACGCACAGAAGCGAAGAGAGGAAUACUAUCUACUAAAGCUUAUCACAAGAUCGAUCCGAGAAGAAAUAGAAGCUUGCAACUCGAUCCAAGAUUACCUUCGUGGUAACUAUUUCUGGUUGAAGAUAGUAAAUCAUUACACUCGAUCCCCACGAGACCGGAAAUAUCUCAGGGACCUCCUUGGCCCAUUAAUACGAGACAACAUCAUCGAGGAUCCUGCUCUGGACUUGGAGAGUGAUCCAAUGCAAAUAUACAGAUCUGCUAUCAACAACGAGGAACUCCGCACCGGACGACCGAGUCGGCGACCACUAGAGAUCACCCGCGACCUUGCAAUCAAGGAUCCGGAGACACGCGAACUAUUCAUCGACCACCUUCGGGACCUCAGGGAGAUCUCGGACCAGUUUUUCCUUGCUUUGGAGGAGCUGCUACCCCGAAUGCCCUAUGGUUUGCGGUUUAUCUGCCAACAGUCCUAUGAAGUACUCUGCCAGCGAUUCCCACGCGAGCCUCAACACCUUGUACUACAAGUUGUUGUCAAUUGGCUUUGGCGUUUCUACCUCCAACCGGCAUUAGUCAACCCUGAGCAGGUGGGCGUGAUUGAGAAGACUCUGGGCCCUCUCCAGAAGCGCAACCUAAACGAGGUUGCCAAAGUGCUCAGCCAAAUUGCGUCAGGCCGUCCAUUCGGUGGCGACAAUAUCUAUCUUCAGCCCCUUAAUGCUUUCGUGGGAGAGUCAAUGGAGCGACUUGCCCAGAUUACCAAUGACCUUAUUUCUGUCCCGGAUGCUGAAAGCACAUUCGACAUUGACGAAUUCAAUGAUCUAUAUGCCAAGAAUAGGCCGACCCUAUAUAUCAAAAUGACUGACGUCUUUGCUAUUCAUUCCCUCGUUGCACACGAGAUUCCAACCAUUUGCCCCAACCGCGACGAUGUGCUCCGCGAGAUCUUACAAGAUCUAGGAAGUGCGAAGAACAACGAGAAUGAGAUGAAUGCAGCUGGUUCGUCGGAUAUACAGAUGUUUCUCACUCCGAAGCUCCACGACAUCGAUGACCCAGAGGCGGACGUCAAAGCUCUAUUCAUGGAGACCAAGCGUUGCAUCUUGUACAUUAUUCGUGUACAGACGGGCUCUAAUCUCCUAGAGAUUCUCGUCCGCCCGCCCACCCAGGAAGACGAGAAUAAGUGGCAAGCACUUUUACAUGAUGACUUUUCAUCCGGUAGCAAGACCAAGGGCGCUUACUCGGACGUGAAUAUGAUGGAUGUAACACGACUUUCAUACUACGACAUGAAACGCAACGCUCUAGAGAAUAUCAUGCACCUAGAGCAGAUGGGACGUAUAACGAAGCACAAUUACUACCAAGACAUUUUGAAUGCCAUUGCGCUCGACAUCCGUACGAAGAGUCGCCGCAGGAUACAACGCCAGCGAGAGCUGGAAGGAGUACGCCUGACUCUAGGAAAUCUGCACGAGAAGGCCAAAUACCUAGAACAGCAACGAAAGAGCUAUGACGACUAUAUUGAGCAGGCCAUGGCCACGUUGCAGAAAAGCAAAGGAAAAAAGCGAUUCCUCCUCCCCUUCACGAAGCAAUACAACCACCAAAGGGAGCUCGAGCGCUCCGGCCGGGUUCCCAAGUUCGGCUCCUACAAGUAUAGCGUGCGUGCGCUGGCUGAGAAGGGGGUGGUUGUGUCAUGGCAAGGUGUAUCAGAACGCGAUUGGAGCAAUAUCAACCUCACCAUCUCUUGUGACGAGGUAGGCGUAUUCAACGUCGAGGGCAGCCGCGGCCAUAUCCAAAUCCCGGGCGCGAGUGCCCUCAUACCGAUCGAGGAUCUUUUGCAGGCGCAAUUCGAGUCGCAUCAGUUCAUGAAUGUUUUUGAGGGCAAUUUGAGGCUCAACGUCAAUCUCCUGCUGCAUCUGUUGUACAAGAAGUUCUAUCGUACGCAGUAAGUCCCCAAUACCUACCUUCCCGAUAGAGCUGGUGCUCUACGGAGAGAUGGAAGGGCAGACGAACACGCACAGACCUUAUCAUUACCAUAUGACGAUUAUUCGAAACGGAGAAGACGAAGAUAUAAUGGAGUGAACGGGAUUAGGACGUAUGGUUCACGAUCAAAG
Hypoxylon fragiforme is the source of this 5340-nucleotide messenger RNA. RefSeq lists its product as uncharacterized. The record is from RefSeq and is a predicted model, not a curated record. NCBI's taxonomy places the organism in Eukaryota, Fungi, Ascomycota, Sordariomycetes, Xylariales, Hypoxylaceae. Gene Ontology annotation, biological process: regulation of actin cytoskeleton organization; regulation of GTPase activity. Gene Ontology annotation, cellular component: cytoplasm. Gene Ontology annotation, molecular function: GTPase activator activity; protein binding. The transcript has 2 exons. Bases 151 to 5175 code for a protein of 1674 amino acids.